UCUUCUGGAUUUUGAAGCCCCUAAAUUGGUAACCGGCGUCGUUUGAAAGGUUGAAACCACAAGUAUGUAACCGGGUCGCGGGUGUGUGUUUGACCGCGGUCACAGCGGAGAAAUGAAGCGCUGAAGAUGACGCUCAUGGAUUUACCGGCUAGCUCAGCUAACGGCUAGCAUGUCCGCCUCGGUUGUAGUCUGUCACUAGCUGACAUUUAGCUGGGUGCAGUUAUUCUGUUGGGCACUCGCACUGCAGAGGACGGGGUUUUACAAGGGAGCUGGGGUAAACUCCCAUGCGGAAGGUGAGGAGGUGGGAAUGUGAGACAGUUGUUAGCGGACUCAACAUGGGUAGGGGCCGAGGCAGAGGGAGAGGAAGGGGCAGGGGCUCAUCUGGCCAGUUGCGGCCCCCCUCGCCCUACAGACUGCAGCUCUCUCCAUCCAGGGAGACACUGACAUACGCUCAGGCACAGAAAAUAGUUGAAGUGGACCUCGAUGGAAGGCUCCAUCGGAUUAACAUCACAGAUCCUUUGCCAGUCAUAACUGAGGAUGAGAUGAUGGCCCAGGACAUUGCUGAGUGCAACAGCAACAAGGAGAACAGUGAGCAGACGCAGAGUAAAAGCAGGUCGUGGAGGAAACCUUCAAACAGUAAAGGCAGGAAGAGUGGUAAAAAUACUUCUCACCAGAAUCAACGCUCUGGUUCCCAGCAGCAAACCGGAUCUACUAAUUCCAUUCAGCACCUGUCCCAAACCCCUCUGCCUGAACCCACUUUCCGUGUGCUGAGUUCAGUUUGCCCUUCAGAGGCUCCUCCUCUCCCAACAGCUUACUACCGCUUCAUAGAGCAGUCAGGGGAGGAACAAGACAGUGUGGCUGAGUAUGACAUGGACGAGGAGGACCUGGCCUGGCUAGAGAUGGUGAACCAAAAGAGAGUGUCUGAUGGCCAUGCCUCUGUUUCUGCGGACACUUUUGAGCUUCUGAUCGACCGCCUCGAGAGAGAGUCCAUCCUGGAGUCCCGUAGCCAGGCACUGUCGCAGAGUGCCGUCGAUGAGGACGCCUUCUGCUGCGUCUGCCUGGAUGAUGAAUGUCUGAACAGUAAUGUCAUCCUGUUCUGUGACAUCUGCAAUCUGGCUGUCCACCAGGAGUGUUACGGUGUGCCAUACGUCCCUGAGGGUCAGUGGCUGUGCCGCUGCUGCCUGCAGUCCCCCUCCCGUCCUGUAGACUGUGUGCUCUGUCCCAACCGAGGAGGUGCCUUCAAACAGACAAGUGAUGGACGUUGGGCCCAUGUUGUCUGUGCCAUAUGGAUCCCAGAGGUAUGCUUUGCCAACACGGUGUUCUUAGAGCCAGUUGAGGGGGUUAAGAACAUCCCUCCUGCUCGCUGGAAGCUCACCUGUUACCUGUGUAAGCAGAAAGGCAGGGGAGCAUCCAUUCAGUGCCACAAAGCCAACUGCUACAGGGCCUUUCAUGUCACCUGUGCCCAGAAGGCUGGCUUGUUUAUGAAGAUAGACCCAGUCCGGGAGACAGGCGUUAACGGCACCACAUUCUCUGUGAAGAAGACUGCUUUCUGUGAGCAUCAUUCUCCAGUGGGGUCCCGGCGGGACGGGUCUGGAGACGAGUCAGUUGAAGGGAGACUGGUGGGCGGCAGGGGUAACCGGGGUCAAAGGUCUUACACUCAAAGUCCCCCCCCAACACCAAAUAAGAAGGGUACCAAGGGCCAGAAAAAGAAGACAAAAGGGUCUGGUGGGUCAACACGUCGCUCAACUGUGCCUGUGCUGCUCGUGCCUCAGAUUCCCUCCCACAGGCUGAACAAGAUCUGCACAGGAGUUGAAGUCCAGAGGAAGAAUCAGUUCAUGCAGAGGCUUCAUAACUACUGGUUGCUGAAAAGGCAGUCCCGAAAUGGGAUGCCUUUAAUACGCCGACUGCAUUCCCAUCUACAGGCGCACAAGACUGCAGAACAGAAGGAGCCUGAUGAGAAGCUCUGUGCUGCAAGAGAGGAGCUACGAUACUGGCAAAAGUUGAGGCAAGACUUAGAAAGAGCCAGGCUUUUGGUGGAACUUAUCCGCAAGAGAGAGAGGCUAAAGAGAGAGCAGAUGAAAAUUCAGCAGGCUGCGCUUGAACUGAAGUUGACCCCUGCGUUGGUGCUUCUCCGAUCCACCUUGGAGCAACUGCAAGAAAAGGACACAGCUAAAAUCUUCUCUCAGCCUGUCAAUCUAUCAGAGGUCCCAGAUUAUCUGGAGUUUAUUUCCCAGCCGAUGGACUUCUCCACCAUGCGUACAAAGCUGGAGGGACACGCCUACUGCUCCAUCACUGACCUGGAGAAGGACUUUGACCUCAUGAUCUCCAACUGCCUCAAGUACAACUCCAAGGACACCAUGUUCCACAGAACAGCCUUACAACUGCGGGAGGUGGGUGGAGCCAUUAUCCGCCACGCCCACAGACAGUCUCAGAGCAUCGGCCUGGACCCCAGUACCGGCAUGCACCUCCCAGAGUCUCCAAACAAACAUGGCUUCUACCACUGUACGUGGGAUGAUGUUGACUCUCUCUUGGACCCAGACAACAGACUUCACUUGACAACAGAUGAGCAGCUAAAGGUUUUACUUGAUAAACUGGACAUGGUUACAUCAAUGCGUUCCAGUGGCGGCCGAACCAAACGCAUUAGGUUACUGCGCCGAGAGAUCAACACUCUCAGGCAAAAGAUGAACCAGCAGAAGCAAAACCAGUCUGUGAAUGGUAAGGACAAGGACGAUGAAGGAAAGGAAGAAGAGGAGGAGGAACAGGAAGAGAGGAAAAAGAAAAAGCAGAAGACAAAUGUUGUGGAUAAUGGACUUUUGACAACAGUGUCCAACUCUGGGACAGAUGACUCUCCGCCUGUGUUAGAACUUACAUGUCCAGUGUCAUCGCCGCUGCCAGGAGAUGCCCCACUCGAACCUCCUGUCCUGGGCAUCGUGCCUGGAGGACGAAGGUCACCUGGGCGCUCCUACAAGCGUCAGAGAUCAUCCCGCAGCAGCAGCAAAACCCAGGUUGAAGAUGAGGCUGAAGUUGGUGAGACACCAUCUUUGCAAGCAGAGGCAGUUCACGAGGUCACACCUCUGGGGACGCCGCCAACUCUGCCGUUGAUUGGAGUCGGGCGUCGUACGUCUGUGCUAUUCAAGAAAGCCAAAAAUGGCGCGAGAGUCACAAAGAACAAAUCUCCCCCACGACAGAAUGGAAAAGCCACCCACGGCUUGGAUAGCACUCCUGCCAGCCCAAAUUCACCCAGCAUCACCAACAUCACCACCUUACCUCCAACUCCAAAUGCCUCCCCUACACCUCCCUCUCCUUCCUCGCACCACCUGAGGUCCAGAGGCCACAGUUCAGAAAGUGAAGCAGACAAACUCCCUCCACCACCCAGAGAAGGAGGCCUGACAAAUGGAAAGCACACCUCUGUAGACCAGGAUGAUGACCAAAAACUAAACUGUAGUGUCUCCCCACCCAAACGUAGUCGGGGUAAACCUGCAUUGGCUAAAGUCCCUGGCAGUGAGAAUGGAGACAUCUCUGGGCCUGAUAGUGAGAGGGAGCUCGCACCUCUGGACCUAGUCUGGGCCAAAUGCAGAGGAUAUCCAUCAUACCCAGCAAUGAUUGUUGACCCAGACAUGCCCCAGGAAGGGCUUCUUCACAACGGCAUCCCCAUCCCAGUGCCUCCUGUGGAGGUGCUCAAACUGGGCGAGUGGAGACAAACGGAAGCUGGCGAUAAGCUCUUCUUAGUGCUGUUCUUUGACACCAAAAGAACUUGGCAAUGGCUCCCUCAAAACAAACUGCUGCCGAUGGGGAUGGAUGACACUGUAGACAAGCUGCGCUUGAUGGAAGGAAAGAAACCUAGUGUCCGCAAGUCUGUACACACUGCGUACGACCGGGCCAUGGUACAUUUAAACCACGUGAGAGGAAAUCUCAACUUCACUCCCUCCAAUUUUAUAUGAAUUUUAGUUUUCCGUUUUUAUCAUCUUUAACAGGCUGCCUGGUUAUAUGUACAGAAGCUUCAUCGAUACUCUUAAAAAGGUGGAAAUUAAAUUGUUCCUGAUGGUUUUCUGCAUAAAACUGUUGCUCUGACUUUCAAAAGGUUUUCAUGAGAUUUUUUAAAAAAGGAUUUACACAACCACUGUUGCUAUGUGUUCAUAUAAAGUUUUUAUUUUAGGCCAAAGUGAGUCAAGACUUUAAAUGAGAGAAGUGUAAAUAUUUAAUUGUCUAAGGGAUCGUCUUGAUUCAAAACAUAUUUAGAUUGUAUUUGCCAUUGCAAUGUCACUGUGUGUUUAAUGAAGUGUGGAAGUCUUACUUAACAUUCACUUUAUAUCUGGACUCUCAGGAUUGGUUUGGACAGCUACGGACAAAAACAUUAAUUUUAGCCUUUGAAAUUAGUGAAAAAUAUGAUCUAAGCAAGUUUUUUUUUUUUUUUAAAUCCACAAGGACACCAACUUAAAAUUUAAGAUAUUCCCUCCACAAAAUCAAAUCUAGCAUAUUCGGCUUGAAUUAUUUAUUGAAGUAAGUGUUUUUUUUUUACAAUUUGAAAUUAAGAGAAUUACUGCAAAGUUAUUGUCACAAGGCUGCCAAUGCAAACAUUCUUAAUAUUUUGUAGUCCAGCUAUGAUGUGUUGUAGGUGGGACUUUAGAGGUGUUUACUUAUUUUUCCAUAUUGUGAAACUGUAUUGAUACUAGAAUGUCAGAGUACCCAGUGCAGCUAUUUGGUUAGUAAGAUGUGAAGCCACUGCAGAGGUGAAGCUGGUUAUUUAUGUGGUUACAACAGAGUCUACUGCGAUCACUCACUAACUGAGGAACUUGCAGGUUGUUUGAAAAUCUGGCUGAAAUGACUUGAAAAGCACAAUCGGUCUGUUUUUUGGAGGGAGGAAAAAAAACCAACUUCUGGAGCCAUAUGAGUGGCAAAUGUGUGUGUGUGUGUGUGUGUGUGUGUGUGUAUGUGUACAUGUACAGUAUAUACAUAUAUGUAUACGAGCUCAGUGUAGUAAAGGUGCAUGUGUAUAGUUCUGUAAAUAUGUAAAUCUAUGUUUAUAUUGGCUUACAUGAAGUAAUUUAAGGAAUGCAAAAAUCAAAUUUAGAUUUUAAUUUAUAACUUGUGGCAGUUGAGAGUGUUAUUUAAAAAGUAAAUAUUGAAAAGGUUUAUGUAUGAUGCUAAGUAGCUCUUUGUAAUAGUGAUGGUCUUCACCAACAUGUCAGAACAUAUUCUCUACAAGCGAGGCGUCACCAGACCUGAGCGCUCUGUAGGCUGCAGUGACUGCGCUCGCCCACUGGAGGCUUUUCUUUCUUAGGUGGCACAGGUGAUUUUUUUCGAUCUUGUCAUUUGAAUUGUACGGCAAGAUCUAUAAUCUGCCUGAGGCAAUAUUUUCUCACACAAGAAUAAAUGCUGUUUG
This is a messenger RNA of Scomber japonicus (chub mackerel), 5383 nucleotides long. It is a transcript of the gene brpf3a, whose product is annotated as bromodomain and PHD finger containing, 3a. The transcript is spliced from 13 exons. Gene Ontology annotation, cellular component: MOZ/MORF histone acetyltransferase complex. The coding region runs from base 285 to 3941 and encodes 1218 amino acids. Gene Ontology annotation, biological process: regulation of transcription by RNA polymerase II. Gene Ontology annotation, molecular function: protein binding. NCBI's taxonomy places the organism in Eukaryota, Metazoa, Chordata, Actinopteri, Scombriformes, Scombridae. The record is from RefSeq and is a predicted model, not a curated record.